AUGAGGUCUUUCUUUAGUCAAUUGCUAUGGCCUUAUCGGUGUAUGCAAAUCCGCAAACAUGACCCGUUUUUGGUCGAUGCGGACAAGAUCAAGAGGUCGGCUUUGGAUGAGAGACGGAGGUCAAAUGAGAUUAUGAAGGAGGCAGUCGCCAACAUCGAUCCAUAUCGUUACAAAGUUGCCGAGAAGGACUUUGCGAAAGACGAUACAAUGCUAACUCAAUUUGGUGCUAAGAAGGAGGAGGUAGAGAAGAUAAGGAAGAAAAUCAACAGUGAUAUUGAGAGGGCAAAGGCGGGCACUUAUAUGACCAAAAACAAAACAAAAAACAUUACUCAUCCAUAA
This is a messenger RNA of Arabis nemorensis, 339 nucleotides long. The record is from the annotation of a GenBank genome assembly. Lineage: Eukaryota; Viridiplantae; Streptophyta; Magnoliopsida; Brassicales; Brassicaceae.